UCCAGGCUAGGCUCGCCCGGACAUGGAUCUUGGUAGCAUCGAGGAACGGGACAUGGCGGCGGAGGCGACGGCAGAAGGAGGAGGAGGAUCGGGGAAGGGGGUGAUGGUGGUGGGGAUCGACGACAGCGACCACAGCUACUACGCGCUGCAGUGGACGCUGCAGCACUUCUUCGGCCCCGGGCAGCCGCAGCAGUACCACCUCGUCGUGCUCACCGCCAAGCCCCCCGCGUCCUCCGUCAUCGGCAUCGCCGGCGUCGGCUCGGCGGAGCUGCUGCCGACGGUGGAGGUGGACCUCAAGCGCACCUCCGCCAGGGUCAUCGAGAAGGCCAAGCAGCUUUGCACCCAGGUGAUCGACGUCAGCUACGAAGUGUUCGAAGGGGACGCGAGGAGCGUGAUCUGCGAGGCGGUCGACCGGCAUCACGCCGAGAUGCUGGUCGUGGGCUGCCAUGGUUAUGGAGCAUGGAAGAGGGCUGUUCUUGGGAGCGUGAGCGACUACUGCACCCACCACGCGCACUGCACCGUGAUGAUAGUGAAGAGGCCAAAGCACAAGAAAUCUGAACAUGUGUCUUAAGUUUAGUUCUAUAUGUGUCUUAAUUUGUGUGUG
This is a messenger RNA of Phragmites australis (common reed), 604 nucleotides long. Its product is annotated as universal stress protein PHOS32-like. The record is from RefSeq and is a predicted model, not a curated record. Lineage: Eukaryota; Viridiplantae; Streptophyta; Magnoliopsida; Poales; Poaceae. The coding region runs from base 23 to 571 and encodes 182 amino acids. The transcript has 3 exons.